Molecule: messenger RNA, 4110 nt
Organism: Wyeomyia smithii (pitcher-plant mosquito)
Lineage: Eukaryota; Metazoa; Arthropoda; Insecta; Diptera; Culicidae
Product: probable ATP-dependent RNA helicase DHX34
Exons: 8
Coding region: 143-4042 (1299 amino acids)
Biological process (GO): nuclear-transcribed mRNA catabolic process, nonsense-mediated decay
Cellular component (GO): intracellular anatomical structure
Molecular function (GO): ATP binding; RNA binding
Source: RefSeq, a predicted model, not a curated record
CUUCAUACUGAGUUUUAACAUUUUUGUUUCUGUUGAACAUUUUUUUUCUAAAGAAAUGUGACUGCGAUAUUGUGUUCCAUCAGCCUAUAUUCGGAAGAUUUAAAACAUUGGAUUCAAGGAUACAUUCCACUUCGAAAAGAACAUGAGCUAUCCGAGACGACGUACAACUGAAAACUAUGAACCGGAUUGGGAAGAACGGGAACCCAUAUCUUCACGGUACUAUAGAGAGGAUCGAAGGGAUAGACGGAAAGAGCGUUCUUCUAGUCCUGAACACAACCCCGACAUAAGAAGUCCCGGUACUAGCUAUCAGCAUCGAUACCGAUCAAGUGAUCAUACGUCUUCCCACAAGCAUCGAUCAAGCCCGGAACGAACCGCAAGUUACUAUAAAGACAAAACGGAUGAUCGUAGGAGUCGAUUAGAAAGAUAUCGCAGUUCGGAGCGAGCUUCUAGUUACAGCAGUAAAAAGAGACAUCGAGACCGAUCUGACAGUUUGGAAAAAUCAUUUCGAAACGAUAAUAAGAGACCGAGGCAACGGGGAAAUAGUGAAGAUGAUCUUACGGAUUCACCCUCAAUACAACAGCAGGGCGAAGCCGCUGUAACGGAAGAAGAAACCAAUCUGAUCAAUUUUUCGUUUAUGAAUUAUAAAAGCGCACUUAAUCGAGUCCUUCUUGGUUAUUGCAGCCGUGACCAACUUGUCAAGGAUUCCAAUGACUUCUGGUUGUUUCUGAACAAAUACGAAGCACUGCUCAAACGAAGCGGUCAAUGUAUUUUACCAAAACCGUUGGAUGAAACUGAAGUAAAAAGCGACGAAAUGAUACGGUCGGAAUACAACAAAGCGUACUGCGUAUCAAUGUCGUUCACAUUCCCAUUCGAAGAAAUGUACAGUAGACUACCACAAACUGAAGAAGGUUAUAAAAUUAGUCCUCUAAAGCUAAAGCAAUUUCUGCAGAUCGUUCUGCACUACCUUGAGUUUCGGCAAAAGGAACGGUACAAUAAAUUGCGAAAGUUGCGACAGGCCCAAGCUAAUCUUCCCGUAGCAAAGUACCGUGAGGAGAUUGUGGCAGCUGUUCAGAACGAAAAGGUGGUAAUUCUUGCCGGUGAUACGGGUUGUGGAAAGUCCACGCAAGUGCCACAAUAUCUGCAUCAUGCUGGUUUCAAAAAAAUAGCUUGCACCCAACCGAGGCGCAUUGCCUGUAUAUCGUUGUCAAAGCGAGUGGCUCAUGAGAUGCUCUGCGAGUAUGGAACUGAGGUCGGUUAUCAGAUCCGGUUCGAGAGAACAAAAUCUACACAUACCAAUAUCCUGUUUAUAACUGAAGGACUUUUGCUGCGUCAGCUGGCUGCGGAGGAAACACUCUCCCAGUACUCAGUUAUUAUACUUGAUGAAAUACAUGAGAGACAUUUGCAUGGGGACUUUCUUCUUGGUAUUACCAAGUGUUUGAUCAGAGCUUGUCCAGAUGUUAAGCUGGUUUUAAUGUCUGCUACGAUAAACAUCAAAUUGUUUGGAGAUUAUUUUGCUGAAGAAAGCGCGCAUAUCAUAGAAGUUCCCGGGCGACUGUUUCCAAUCAAGCUUCACUAUAUGCCACAAGUUCAAGAUAACGCCCCUCCAGUUGGUACAAGUAAACACAAGUCAAAAACCAGCGAUCGGUUAAGCCCGGAUCCGUACCUGCAAAUAUUACAGCUGAUUGAUCAGAAAUACCCACCCACGGAAAAAGGGGAUGUUCUCAUUUUUCUUAGUGGUUUGAAUGAGAUCACAACCAUCGUAGAUGCUGUCAAAGAGUAUGCAGAAAAAGCCAAAAACUGGAUUAUUUUACCGCUGCACAGCACACUGUCAAUCGCCGAACAAGAUAAAGUAUUUGACUACGCACCUGAAGGUAUGCGGAAAUGCAUUAUCUCUACUAACAUCGCUGAAACCUCGGUGACCAUUGAUGGAAUUCGGUUCGUUAUUGAUUCUGGCAAAGUCAAGGAAAUGAGUUACGAUCCGACCACCAAAAUGCAGCGCCUGAAGGAAUUUUGGAUUUCCAAGGCUUCGGCCGAGCAACGCAAAGGAAGAGCGGGUCGUACUGGGCCGGGAAUCUGUUAUCGAUUGUAUUCGGAGAAGCAGUUUCACGACUUCGAAUCCUUCACUACUGCAGAAAUUUUAAAAGUACCUUUGGAAUCGCUGCUGUUGCAAAUGAUCUCGAUGGGGUUGCCAGAUGCAAGGUUAUUUCCCUUUGUGGAGCCGCCAUUAUCGGAAAGCAUAGAGAAUGCGAUCACGAAUUUGAAACAGCAUGAGGCACUAACAGCGAAUGAAAAGUUAACCCCUUUGGGUAUAGCGUUAGCCAAGAUACCCGUUGAUAUUGGAAUCGGCAAGAUGCUGCUAAUGGGAUGUGUUUUUCAGCAGUUGCAACCGGUGCUCACUUUGGCUGCGGCUUUGAGUGUCCAGACGCCGUUCACUAAUCGAGCCUUUCGCGAAGCUGAGUGUGAGCGUGCUCUACGGUCCCUUGAAUCGGACCACGGUGAUCCGAUUACCCUAUUGAAUGCAUAUAAAGAAUGGUUGGAGUUGAAGCAAACUCGUAACGACUAUAGAAAAGAUGAACAGAGAGAAAGUACCAAGAGUUGGUGCCGCAGGCGAGGACUGGAGGAGCAACGGUUCUAUGAAAUCACCAAGCUUCGCAAUCAAUUUCAAGAGUUGCUGCAGGAUUGUGGCUUGAUGGAGAGUUCCGCUGGAUCGGAAAAUAUGACCAGUGCCGAGCGUGCCAUCCGACACGGUGAGCUAAGGCAGUUAAAAGAGCUGCGAAAAGCACACAAAAUGGAAGCUCCCCGGAGACGACAGCUGCUGAAAUCAGAUCCUUGGGGCUUGGGGGAUGACGAGGAAGAUGACGGAAAAAUUGACAUUCGAGAUGUUGAGUUCCGAAUGAAUCUCGAUUCGUCCAAACUACAGAACUUGGUUAGUGGAGCAACGGCUUGCAGUUACAGAGAUUUGAUGACGCUUAAAUUAAUAUUAGUCAGUGGAUUGUACCCGCAGGUUGCCAUUGCUGAUGAUUACAACUACUGCAAGGGACCUAACGAGCAAUUCUUUCAUACGCAAACCAAGCCUUAUGCCACUCUUCAUCCGAUGGGAUUUUUUGCCAAUAAUGUGCAAGUUUUACAACUCACCGACAACGAUAUUAUCGAAAAGUCCGGAUCGUAUAAAUCUCGUCAACCGCUCAGUUCCAAACAUCAAAUUCUUUGUUACCUAACGUUAUUGGAAACCAAUAAAACCUAUUUGAUGAAUACUCUUCGAAUGCCGGCAGCUCAAACAUUGCUGCUUUUUGGGCAUACAAUUGAUAGCAAUCUGACUUUCUCACGGAUAAUUUGUGACUCGUGGCUAUGUUUGGAUUUUCCUUCCCCAGAAACUGGCCAGAUAUUGCUGUACAAGGCGUCCAAACUAAAACGUUUAUGGAACCAGCUGCUAGUGGAAAAACUGAAGGUACUAACGGUGACUGCGGAUGAGGAACUAACAAAGUCUCAACGGGAGAAAUCGAUAGAACAGAUGAACUAUGAACUUUGGCAUGAUCUAGCUCAAUUUAUGAACACUGAAGUUUGCUACACCAUUAAAAGGUUGCUUCCAGCAGACGUGAAAACAUUGUACAAAGGCUCCUCAAUAGUAGAACCAUUAGAUUUAGAUCCUAACCCAUUCGCAGAGGACUUUGUUCCUAUAGCAAACGAUGUCAAGGGAGGGAUGUACAUCACAGAGAAUAUUGUGUAUGCCUGUGUAACAGAGACUGAUUGGAGUAUGCAAAUGUACGAUGAUAUAAUAUCCAAUGACUGGGAGUGCAGUAGGUGUUCUUGUACCUACAAUUUAACUGGGAUGCAAAAGUUACAGCAUCAAAUGGUGUGCAAAUCAACCCUUACUGAAGAGACCGAAUCGCAGCCACAGGAACCUGCUAAAAGUGGCAAGCAUAAACCAAAUUCCAAAAAGUUCGAUUGUCCCAUUUGUGAAACUACACUUAAUCUCACAGCAAUCGAAAUCUUGAAACAUAAGAAAUCCUGCACCAAAACAGUUAAAGAGGAGACCCCAUAAGUAGAAUGGUUAAAUUUAUUAGCAAUUUUUAUUAAGCCUAAUAAAAUCACAUUCAACGGCUACUGCAA